GCGGUAAAACGUGCUCUUUUUUUGCCGUUCCGGCCGGUGGUGUUUCCGGUUGAUUAGUUCUGUCCUCGUUCUUGUUGAGUUUUGGGUGGUCCUUUGCGAUGGUGCGAUUCCUGCAUAUUCAGAACCGGCAGCGAGCCCCACUAACUAUUUGCGGGGAUUGUCCUGCUGUACAGGCUGAAGCAUCUCCAUAUUCUCUACUUGAUAUCUGCUUGAAUGCCUUAGUUGCCGAUUUAGAAAAAUUUUGUGUUGAAAGGCCAGAUGGAUCAUUAUGCUUGAAAGAAUCAGAAAGGCUUCCUCAAGAAGUGGCUGAUCAGUUACUGGAAACAAUGGCAUAUCGGGAGCUGUUGAAUGAUGGGACAGUGGGCAUUUUCCGAGGCAACCAAAUGCGUUUGAAGCAAGCUUGCAUUCGCAAAGCAAAGAUCUCUGCCCAGGCCUUCCAGCAGGCAUUCUGCCAUCACAAACUAAUAGAGCUUGAUGCUGCAGGGAUGAAUGAAGCUGUUACUGUUUCAGAUGUUGUGAGUGGGCUGGGUAGCAGUGUGUGGAUCCAGAGCAACCUUCAGUGCCUUGUCUUGGACUCAUUAACUCUGUCCCCUACAAAUCCUUAUGAAAGGUGCUUUAGCCAGCUCUCUGGUCUUCGCGCUUUGAGCAUUACCAAUGUGGCCUUCCGUGAUGAAGAUUUAGCAGAGGUUGCUUCCUUGCCAAGAUUAGAAAGCUUGGAUAUAUCCAGUACUUCUGUCACAGACAUAACUGCACUUGUUGCCUGCAAGGAUCGGCUUAAAUCCCUCGCUAUGCAUGGUUUGAAAUGUUUGAGUAUGUCAGCACCAAAGUUCUUGGAUGUCAUGAGAGAACUAAAGUAUCUAAAUCAUCUUGAUAUCUCAGAUGAACAGCAUUCCAGAUCAGACAUUCCCUUUCGUCUGCUAGGAGAGAAAGACAUCCUGCCCUACCUUGUAUCUUUGGACAUUUCUGGGAGUAAAUACAUUACUGAUGAAGCUGUAGAAGCAUUUGUUAGACAGCGACCUGCGAUGCGGUUUGUGGGGUUGCUGGGUACUGAAGCAGGAUAUACAGAGUUCCUUUCGGGAGAAGGAACCUUGAAGGUAUCAGGAGGAGAAAAUGAAAACCAGAUUUCAGAAGCUUUGAAACGUUACAGUGAAAGGGCAUGCUUUGUGAAAGAAGCCUUUUUCCACCUUUUUACUCAGACAUGUUUUAUGAGAAUUACAAAGCCUGAAAUCCUAAAGCUUGUGAUUAUUGGAAUGAGGAAUCAUCCUCUGGACUUGGCAGUACAAUUGACUGCUAGUGCCUGUGCCUUGAACUUAACUAGGCAAGGCCUAGCAGCAGGCAUGCCUGUCCGCCUGCUGUCCAGUGUAAUCCAGCUGCUUCUGAAGGCCAUGGAAACCUUUCCUGAACAGCAGCAGCUGCAGAAGAAUUGCCUUCUUUCUUUAUCUAGUGUCAGGAUUCUGCAAGAUGUUCCAUUUAACAGGUUUGCAGCUGCCAAAUUUGUUGUUCAGUGGCUGUGUAACCAGGAAAAUCAGCAUAUACAAAGAAUUGCAGUUAAUAUUAUCUCUAUCCUAGCACUAAAGCUUUCAGAUGAACAAGCAGCACAACUUACUGCAGAAUUCUACAUAGUUGUUGGGAAACUUCUUGAAAUAGUUGAACAGAAAACUAAUCAGAAUGAACUGGACACAACAUUCCAUUUUACUCUGAGUGCCCUUUGGAAUCUCACAGAUGAAGCCCCAACCACAUGUGGACACUUCAUUGACAACAAAGGAUUGGAGCUUUUUAUGAGAGUUUUACAGUCAUUUCCAGCGGACUCCUCUACGCAGCAUAAAGUGCUCGGCCUUCUGAACAAUGUAGCAGAAGUGAGAGAACUGCAUCCCAAGUUAAUGCAGAAGGACUUUGUGGAUCACAUCAGUGAAUUGUUGAACAGUACUGAAAUGGAAGUCUGUUACUUCUCAGCUGGGAUUAUUGCUAAUUUACUAUCCAGAGGCGAGCAAGCUUGGACAUUAAGUCAAACACAGAGAAGACUGCUUAUUGAGAAGCUGCACUCAGCCCUCUUAAAGUGGCCAACACCAGAAUGCAAGAUGGUAGCACUUCCAGCCUAUAGGUCACUCAAGCCGUUCUACCCGUUACUUGAUUGUUUUACAUUACCCAGUGUACAGAUCUGGGCAGCAUGGGCCAUCCUGCACAUUUGCUGCAAAACUCCUGCCAGAUAUUGUGCUAUGUUAAUAGAAGAGGAUGGGCUACAACAUUUAUAUAAUAUCAAAGAAAAUGACCAGAGUGACCCAGAUGUCCUGUAUUUAACAACUGAGAUACUAACUUACAUGGAUAAUCACAUGAUGUAUUAUGGGAAACCUAAACACCUAAAGGAGCUACAAGCCAAAUCAAAUGGAUAACUGUGGGUGGCUGGAACUGUCUCCUGUUACUUUCACAAGCUGUACUAGUGAUUUCUUACCCUCCAUGGGCAUCAGGAUGGCCCUUCCUGUAAGAUUACUGCUGUCUACAUUUCAGGAUACUUGUAUGGCAUGCACAGCCAGGAGUCUUCUACAAGUAGAUCUAAUUCACAACUUGCCUUCUGAAAGGGGAAAUGACGCACUGGUCCUUCAGUAUCUCUCCACUUGCAAGGCAUUCUAGAAAAAAAUUGCUUAGUAAUACAAGGCUUAAACAGAGGCUGAUGCUUGCAAGCCACUCAUCAUGUACCAUGACAAAAUUAGCUAUCAAGGACACUGAAAAUGGAGGCUUUAAAACCACUUGUUACCGUUCCUGCAAUUUCUGUCCCUGUAGCAGGUAUUGUCUUAUAUCGUAUGAACAGUGGAGUCAGUUUUGCUUUAUUAUUAAGGCCAGAAAAUUGGAAUGACUUAAUUAAUACAGGGAAAACUUAAACAUCAAAGGACAAGGAGAGUGAACUGAGAAUGAAAAUCUUAGAAAAGGCAGAAACUUGACUUGUUCAUGAUAUUUAGAUCAUUAGAUUAGGCUACAAUAGGUCCUUCUGCCAGUUGCAAAUUUUAUGAGCUGCUUGAACAUAGCUGUAAGAGGGGUGCAUGUCCUAAAAGGAAGAAUCUAGUCAACUGCGAAGUUUUUAUUGCCACAAUCCAUCAGAAAGCCCUGUAUGAACUUGUAUUACUUUGGGAAUGUACAUACACAUUAUUUUUAUACUAGGACAGAAUCUUUCAGAUUGUGUUCAUAUCUAAAAUAAACGUCUCAAUAUAGCAUCUA
This is a messenger RNA of Heteronotia binoei (common prickly gecko), 3210 nucleotides long. Its product is annotated as protein zyg-11 homolog B-like. The coding region runs from base 99 to 2390 and encodes 763 amino acids. NCBI's taxonomy places the organism in Eukaryota, Metazoa, Chordata, Lepidosauria, Squamata, Gekkonidae. The record is from RefSeq and is a predicted model, not a curated record. Gene Ontology annotation, cellular component: Cul2-RING ubiquitin ligase complex. The transcript has 14 exons.